AUGACUCACUCCAAGACCCUCCUCUUCUGUCCGCUGCGCCUCCUCUGCAAACGCAUCCUCAACAGACAGCUAGGGCACCCAGUGGGUUUUAAAGACAGCAUCACUGUCCAGCAUGGCCUUACAAGUGCGACUCUGUGGAACCCUGCUUCUGUGCAGCAUCAUCUUCUGCACUGUGGAAUCAAAGAGGAGUUGGGUACCGUGAUGUGGAUGCUGGGUCAGAACCCGACCAGAGAGGAGUUGGAUGAGAUCAUUGAGGAGGUCGAUGAGGAUGGCAACAGUACUAUUGACUUCAAGAAGUACUGGGAGAUGAUGGACAGACUGCUGAAGGAAGAGCAGUCCGGUGCGAGCGAAGAGGAGUUGGAAGAUAGCUUCCGUGCGUUCGACAAGAACGCUGACGGCUACAUCGACAGAGAGGAGUUUGCCUUCAUGAUCCGCAGCACUGGGGAGCCCAUCUCAGAGGAGGAGAUCGAUGAGCUGAUGAAGGAUGGAGACAAAAACAUAGACAGCAUGGUGGACUUUGAUGAAUUCCUCAAGAUGAUAGAGAAUGCGGAGUAAAUCCUGAAAGACUCAUGGACAUUCCUCCUCUCCCCCUGAAGUCCCGUCACUCCCAACAAUGACUCACUCCAAGACCCUCCUCUUCUGUCCGCUGCGCCUCCUCUGCAAACGCAUCCUCAACAGACAGCUAGGGCACCCAGUGGGUGGGUGCUGGUGGUCCUCCUGAGCCGCCCCCAGGGCUUCACCUGAGCAUCAGGAUUUCCACAGCCCGCCCUCCACUGCCAUCCUGCUGGUCGACAUCUGAUCUAGAUGUAGUCGAGAUAGAACAACAGCCUGUGACCUGCUGCUUAGACCAACUCAAACACUUCACUGUACAAAGGAGUUCUUCGCUUGAACAGAAUAAAUGAACUAACACAUGCUCACUUGUAGUCGUCAUAUUACUGGCCUGUG
This is a messenger RNA of Synchiropus splendidus (mandarinfish), 945 nucleotides long. RefSeq names its product troponin C, skeletal muscle-like. Gene Ontology annotation, molecular function: calcium ion binding; enzyme regulator activity. Bases 1 to 555 code for a protein of 184 amino acids. NCBI's taxonomy places the organism in Eukaryota, Metazoa, Chordata, Actinopteri, Syngnathiformes, Callionymidae. The transcript is spliced from 6 exons. The record is from RefSeq and is a predicted model, not a curated record.